GUUUGUAAUUUACCCAUUAAUUAAUUUGCUGGGGGGGCAUAUUUGUCAUUUCCCUUACGCAGCUUGGGUAGAAAGCAACAAAAUCUCUCUCCGCACAAAACUUUGGCGAGUAACUAUCCCGUAAAGGCUAAAAAAAGUCGGCAAUUAAACAACUGCAACGCGUCCAAAGGAAAUUACCAGAGAGAGAGAGAGAGAGAGGAGAGAGAGAAGAGAGAGAGAGAGAGUUUUAAAACCCUAAAACCUCGCUCAGCCCUUUUUCACUCUCAAUUUCCACCACCAUCUACUGGAGUCAAAAUAAUUUCAUCUUCGAAGUUCUUCUAUCUUCUCGGUUGAUUCUCCCGAUGCAGGAAUCUCGCCUUUCGCUUCAAGCAGUUUCGUUCGAUUUUGUCAUCGAGUCUGGUUCGUACGAUGGCUGAGAACCAAGCAAUUUUUUGACCUUCUCCGGCUUUCAGUUUACCACCAUGUCAUCUGAGGAUCAGCCAGUUCCAAGGAAGCUAAAGUUCAAAAUAACUACGAAAGGGAUACGCAGUAUUUCAGAAGAUAAGUCAUGUGAAAGCACUGUGAAGGUUGCUGAAAACAAUGGACAAAGGAACAGAGUGACUGGAGGAGUAAGUAAAUUUCCUGAGGCACUUGUUUCUACCGAGCAAUUUAUGCCAGUGAAUUCUAGCAAGCGGAAGCCGGAAAUUUCUCUUGAUGAUCAGAGGGGGAAAAAGCGAAAGAUGGACCGCAAUUUGAAACUUCAGUGUGGCAACAUAUUGAAAGAAUUGAUGAAGCACCCUCUAGGAUGGAUUUUCAACGAGCCUGUUGAUCCAGUAAAGUUGAGUAUUCCGGAUUAUUUUUCAAUAAUUACCAAACCGAUGGACUUGGGAACGAUAAAGCAUAAAUUAGAGGGAAACAUGUACUUUGCUGUUGAGGAAUUUGCUGCUGAUGUGAACUUGACGUUUUCCAACGCAAUGUUGUAUAAUGCUCCCGGCGAGGAGGUUCAUAAAUUGGCAAAGAAAUUGGAUGCUACUUUUACUAGGAGAUGGAAAUCGUUUGAGGUUAAAUUGAAGCAUGGGAACUUGAAUGUCGAAGAGUAUCGUUCGAAAAACAAUGACCAAGAUAGCAAAAAGACUGUAGGAAACAAUUUACACGAUGCCAAAGCUCCCUUGCGCAUCAAACUUGGUACCUGUGGACCGAUGCCAUUUGAGGAAAAACGGAAGUUCACAUUGGAGUUUAUGCAAGUGCUAAGCAGAAAGAUGACAACUAAUUUGAGGACAGUGCUUCAAAAGUUUGGUUUGGUUGGUCUUAACAAAGAAAAGCUCGAUUCCUAUAUUAAUUCGAUUGAUGAUGAAACUUUACGGAAGCUGAGAAGAGAAAUCACGGUUCUUUUGGAUGCAAAAGAUGGAAAGGUGAAGCCUUCACAAAUGAAACUAAAUGUGUGUCCCUCACUGAAGAAACCUGUCCAGAAAGAACUCUGUAAUCGAAGUGCUUGUGCAUCUGCCAAUCAGCGACAAUCAAUUGAUUCUACUGAAACUAAGUGUUCAUCAUGUGGAAGCAUGACAUGCCAUUGCAGGCUUAAAACUGGUUCAGCCCAAGCAUCUACAAGCGAUUUAUCCUCAGAACGAUCAUCAGAACAAGGUCAUUGUGGUGAUUCUAAACUUGAUUGUAAGGUCAAAUAUCCCUCUGCAGUUCGCACGAGUAGCUCGGGUCUAGAUUCUGAUGGGCCUGGAGUUGUUCUGAAUGAAGAAAAUGUUCCUCAACUUUCAACCCCUGCAACAGCGGUUACUUCUGUUGAAGGCUGGACUUCAUUAAACGUCCAAAUGUCGCCCACGAAGGCUUUGAGGGCAGCCCUGCUAAAAAGCCGCUUUGCAGAAACUAUCUUCAAAGCUACACAUCAGACAAAGCUGGAUCAUGUUGAGAAGUCUGAUCCUCUAAGGAUGCAGAAAGAAAGAAAGAGAUUGGAAAAGGAACAACUAGAAGAGAAAGCGAGAAUUGAAGCAGAAAUCAAAGCUGCUGAAGCGGCUGCACGAAGGAGGGAGCACGAUGAUAUAAAGAUGCGACGUGAGAGAGAAAGAGCGGCUGCAAGGAAGGCACUACAACAGAUGGAAAAAACUGUCGAGAUAGAUGAAAAUGUGUAUAUACUGAAAGAUCUGGAGAGGUUGUGUUGUGGUUCCCCUUGUGGUCUAUCUUGUGGAGAUUGUUGUGAAGGUGUCAAAGCUGGAUUUCACUUUGGAAACCCUUUGGAGCAACUUGGCCUUUAUAUAAAGGAUGAUUAUGAUUAUUUGCGUGAUGAAGAUGUGGUUUUGAGUGGAGUUGGCGAAGAAGACGAAGAUUCAGUUUUGAUUGCAAGAGCAGGAGAUGAAGAUUCAGUUUUGAUUGCAAGAGCAGGAGAUGAAGAUUCAAUUUUGAUUGGUGAAGAAGGUGAAAUUCUGCAAUAGCACCAACUGCUCUCCUCUGUAAAUAUCUACUAUUAUUUUUUGUACUAGGCAGUCGCGAUUACCUAACUUGACUAAACAAGUUCUAAUUUAGAAUAGAGCUUUUUGCAACUGUUUACCAUUAAUUCUCGUUCCCAAACAGCAGUAAUCACCAGACCAAUUGCUUGCUGUGUCUUGAAGUAGAAUCUAUUUUGCUUCUGUGAUGGAAAAGUUCUAUGUUAGAUUUGUUAAUAGAGAUCUACUUAUAUUUAUAUUCGGAAUGGCUUUUUUGAUGUA
Molecule: messenger RNA, 2693 nt
Organism: Erythranthe guttata (spotted monkey flower)
Lineage: Eukaryota; Viridiplantae; Streptophyta; Magnoliopsida; Lamiales; Phrymaceae
Product: transcription factor GTE12
Molecular function (GO): protein binding
Source: RefSeq, a predicted model, not a curated record